CCCACCCCCGGCAGCCUGAGCUAACCUGACAAGACUUAAUCACGGUUCUUCGAAAGCCUCAAUAUAUUCAUUAAUAGUGCCUUAACACAAAGGAUCACAGCUUAUUUUAUCAUUUUUUGCACAUUCUUUAGUUUAACUGCUCUAACUUGUUCCUGACAGUAACCUGUUGAGUUAGGGUUCCAAGUACCUGGUUCCUUCUAGAACCCCCCAUGUGAAUAGUAGCAGUGCUAACACUAACAUGCGGCGGCGAAGGCGGCGCCCUGCUGGGAAACACAUUCAUAUUUCGCUAUUAAUUCCCUGGGAUGACAUCAGCUAGCGUCACCAUGAAGCCACCAGCCGUGGCAGUUCUUUAGUUAAUCAGAUUAACGGUCAUAUUCCCCGAAGCAACAUUAUGGUGGAUUUCAUUUACACAUGGCUUCUCAAAGUUUGUCUCUGGUGGUUUGAAACUCGCGUUGAUAGACUGUAGGCCUGACUAGUGACAAGAAUGGUACACGAUCCUGUAAUCAGCCCGGGAUGCCCAUGCUGAAACAUUACAGCUGGCCGCUUUGGCAUUGCUGACCUGGGGCAUGUCACUACACCCUGGGGAGGUUCUGCCCUCUCCGUCCCAUGACCUGGCCUUUGCUGGAACGGCCACUUCGGCCGAAGUCAGACCGCGUGGGUCUGUUGGCGAAGCCUCGGUCUUCUACCGAUGGCACUUUGUCUGUGUCCUUCCCAGCUUCUCCUGGCGACACUCUCUGCCUCUGUCUCCGCGGGCCCCUUGUCCUAGUGGCUUAUUGCUGAGAAGCGCAGCGCCGUCUCGCGUUUCACAUACUGACAGGAAAUCGGCUCCCAGCCCCGGCGAAAUAAGCGAACGUGCCAAUCUUGCUCACUCCGUAGGACAGAAGUAAACACUCCGACCUAUGUGAGCGUUUUGUUAGUGUUUCAGAAGGAAACGCUGGGAAACCCGCCUGAAAUCGCUCAGAUUUGUUUUCUUCGUGUGUCUUGUGUGAUUUGGUCAAUAUUCUUUUAGAAAGAUUAUUUUCAGCUCUGAGUACAGAUUUUGCUCUCCUUAAAAGAAAAACGCUAAAUCCUGUUUAAAAUCCUGUAAUAUCCUUUUUGUUGAGACCUAAGUGUUUCAUAGUUCCCACUUAAUAGCAGAGCUUAAAAUUAGUAAACAAUAGUCUUAGGACCAUAUUUUUGUUUUUGUUAUUAUCUCACUUAAAUGCCAGUGUUUCUUUUUUUUUUUUUUUUGGGGGGGGGGGGGGGGGUUUGAGGGUUAACAUAACAUUUACGCCCAGAUGUGGUGGAAAACACAUUCUUAUUGACAGAUUAUUGAAUACAAUAUCUUUAUAUUAUAUGUGUUACAUUUACAAUGUGUGACCCAAUUAAUUGGUUGGAUGUACAUGUUUUGUUUUUUAUCUGUUUGUUUAGAGGGAUAAUUAUUGCAUGUGGUAUGGCGGUUGUCAUUGUUUUUCAGUAAAAUCUGUCAAUUUGUUAAAUGGCCUCCCAGAGAAAUUGUUUGGAAACACAAUGAAUAAAGACAAAAAAUGUUUAAAGAUGUUGAAUUUUUAUGAAAUGGGAAUUUAAAUGUGCUUAAAGAGGUAUUGUGUUUUAUGACUAUGAUGGACAUCUUUAGUAUCUUUAACAAAUGGUCCGUCUGGUCUGUUCUUCGACCGUCGCCUGCGCUCUCAAUACCAUCGUGAUCCGGCCAUGCUGCGUACGUGGGCUUUGUCGUAGAGAAUGGGUUUGCAGAUGAGCAUGGUUAUUUGAGCAUCGAUAAAAUUAACGAAACUGGUGUUUGCUACAUUCAUGUGUUUCAUUUGCUCAUAAUAAAUGAGGGGUGUCGGGCCUCAGCAAUAACCUAGUGGGGCGCUUUUGGAUUUUACACGCAUCGGCCAUACGGUGGCGGUACCGAGCGGGGCCUUUUCACAUGAUGCAGGGGCAGUAGAGAGAGCGAUAGUGAGAGAGAGGAGGUGGAGGGAGGCUGCUGCUCCUCCACUGUGUCGAAGAUGGCGGUGUCUGUGUUUUCCAACGUGCGGCUCCUGUCGAUCGGAGACGCCAACGGGGACAUCCAGCGGCACUCGGAGCACCAGCCGCUGCGGCUGGAGGUGAAAACCACGCAGGAUGCCGCCAUGAUCAGCCUGAAUAACACAGAGGAGACUUGCGUGUUCAAGUGCUCUGUGUCCCGGGAGACAGAGUGCAGCCGCGUGGGCAAGCAGUCCUUCAUCGUCACGCUGGGAUGUAACAGCGUCUUGCUGCAGUUUGCCACAGUCACAGAUUUCUCGUCCUUCUACAACAUUCUGAAGAACUGCCGGGGACACAACGUGGAGCGUUCUGUGUUUAGUGAAAGGACGGAGGAGUCGUCUGCUGUUCAGUACUUCCAGUUCUAUGGCUACCUCUCUCAGCAGCAGAAUAUGAUGCAGGAUUAUAUUCGGACUGGAACAUAUCAGCGUGCAAUCCUUCAGAACCACAAUGACUUCAAGGAUAAGGUGGUGCUGGACGUGGGAUGUGGUUCUGGGAUUCUGUCGUUCUUCGCUGCUCAGGCUGGGGCCCGGAAGGUUUACGCCGUGGAGGCCAGCACCAUGGCGCAGCACGCGGAGGUGCUGGUGAACAGUAAUGGGCUAGCAGACCGGGUGGUGGUGAUCCCAGGCAAGGUGGAAGAGGUGACCCUGCCCGAGCAGGUGGACAUCAUCAUCUCAGAGCCUAUGGGCUACAUGCUUUUCAAUGAGAGGAUGCUGGAGAGCUACCUGCACGCCAAGAAGUUCCUCAAGCCCAAUGGUAAUCUGUUUCCCACAAUCGGCGAUGUACACCUGGCCCCCUUCACAGAUGAGCAGCUGUACAUGGAGCAGUUCACCAAGGCCAAUUUCUGGUAUCAGCCAUCUUUCCAUGGUGUGGACCUGUCAGCCCUACGUGGUGCAGCUGUAGAUGAGUACUUCCGGCAGCCAAUCGUGGACACCUUUGACAUUCGGAUCCUCAUGGCCAAGUCUGUAAAGUACACCGUCAAUUUCCUGGAGGCCAAGGAGGAGGACCUGUACAGGAUAGAGAUCCCGUUCAAGUUUCAUAUGGUCAGUUCCGGCCUAGUGCACGGACUCGCCUUUUGGUUCGACGUGGCUUUCAUUGGCUCAGUUAUGACCGUCUGGUUGUCCACGGCCCCCACGGAGCCGCUCACCCACUGGUACCAGGUGCGCUGCCUACUUCAGUCUCCCCUUUUCGCCAAAGCUGGGGAUACCAUGUCCGGCACGGCUCUGCUGAUCGCUAACAAGAGGCAGAGCUAUGACAUUAGCAUCGUUGCACAAGUAGACCAGACGGGCUCCAAGUCCAGCAACCUCCUAGAUCUGAAGAACCCAUUUUUUAGGUACACAGGCAGUACGCCCGCCCCUCCCCCUGGGUCACACUACACCUCUCCUUCUGAGUCAAUGUGGAACUCUGGUACUUCUUACGGUGUGGGCCAAGGAAUUGCAGCAUCAGGGAUGCCCACGGCCUAUGACCUCAGCACAGUAAUUGGGAGCAGCCCUGCCGUGUCCCAUAACAACCUCAUCCCCCUAGUGAACACGGGCGUAGUGAAUCAUACUCACUCCAGGACAGGCUCCAUCAUGAGUACGGGCGUCGUCCAGGGGACAUCUACAGGACAGAUUGGGCCCAGCAGCAGCAGCCCGUACUACCCCAUUAACAGCCAGUUCACCAUGGGCGGCCCUGCCAUCUCCAUGGCGUCCCCCAUGCUGAUCCCCAGCAACACCGUGCACUACGGCAGCUAAGAUUUCCGGCCUUUACGGCACAGGUCACCUCCCACCCCAACUGACUGCUGCCUGAGCAAUACAGAAAACCAACUGCCCCCCCCCUGCAUUUUCCCCUCAAUCCGUCCACAUGUCCGUCUGUGAUUUAUAACCCCCCCACGGUCUGUUUACAUACCGUUAGUCACACAGCCUACAUUCAGUAUAUUUUUGCAGCUUUACAUACAUGUAGAAUCGGCUCGCUACUCCGGUCUUCCACGUCUUCUGUGUACGCUGACCUCUGAAUCCUCGCUGCGCCAUCACUGAGCAAAGGGACGCCCCCGUCCUUCCCCAUGCAGGAAUUCCUAGAGACACGGACGUCUGGGCGGAUCCUUGGCUCGCCAGCUGGCCUGUACGCUUUCUAAAUCGCUAUGUCGUGCUUGCAGCCAACAGAACAGACUGGAGGUAGGAGUAAAGGUCAGCUUCAGACUACAUAAGACUGUGCCCCUCAUUGAGGUGGGGGAGGGGGUCUUGGAUGAUUUGGGCUGCAGGAGCAGGCUGGCGGCCCGGAUGACAACUGCAAUCAUGUGAAUCAUUUGGUGUGGCAUCAUGAACCCGGGCCCCAAACGCAAUGUUUUGGGUGGAUGGUGGUGUGUGGACUAAAGGGGUGUAUGUCCCCUUCCUCAGUGACCUCCCCUCCCCUGCCCCCUGGGAAGUCAGUGUUGCCCAGACUGAACGGACAAAGACUUGAAAUUAAAUCUGUAUGUUGCUUCCGGUCAGACACAUUUAUUUUGGUUUCAUCUCGCCGAAAGAACAUGUCUGCUAGUUUGUAGUUUUUUUUUCACAAAAAAAAUAAAUGAAUAAAAAAAGGAGCGAAUGAAA
Messenger RNA from Brienomyrus brachyistius, 4571 nucleotides. It is a transcript of the gene carm1, whose product is annotated as coactivator-associated arginine methyltransferase 1. Gene Ontology annotation, molecular function: protein-arginine N-methyltransferase activity. Bases 1989 to 3734 code for a protein of 581 amino acids. The transcript has 16 exons. Lineage: Eukaryota; Metazoa; Chordata; Actinopteri; Osteoglossiformes; Mormyridae. The record is from RefSeq and is a predicted model, not a curated record. Gene Ontology annotation, biological process: peptidyl-arginine methylation.